AAACCCUAACCCUAGACUGCCCACCUCCAAUAUCUCCCGAACCCUAACCCUAAUCGAUCAAAAUGCCGGCGGGCCACGGUCUCCGAUCUCGGACUCGCGACCUCUUCGCACGCGCCUUCAGAAAGAAGGGCUACAUCCCGUUGACGACGUACCUUCGCACGUACAAGAUCGGCGACUACGUCGACGUUAAAGUUAACGGCGCCGUCCACAAGGGGAUGCCUCACAAGUUCUACCACGGGCGAACUGGGAAAGUCUGGAAUGUGACCAAGCGCGCCAUCGGAGUUGAGAUCAACAAGCAGGUGGGCAACAGAAUCAUCAGGAAACGUAUCCAUGUGCGUGUGGAGCACGUGCAGCCAUCAAGGUGCACCGAGGACUUCCGUCUGAGGAAGAUCAAGAACGACAAGCUGAAGGCCGAGGCCAAGGCUCGCGGCGAGACCAUCAGCACCAAGAGGCAAGCCACUCUGGAGACUGUUACUCCCAUUCCUUAUGAUGUGGUCAAUGAUCUUAAGGGGGGUUACUAGAUCGUGAUAGAGCAUAGAUUUGCUUUGGUGCUGUUUUUAUCUUUUGUCGUAGUUGUUUGGGAUGCUUCUAUUUUGCCAAAUUUUGAUACCUUAAGACUAAACUUGCUGCUAUGUUAAGUUUUGGAUGUUUAGUUUUAAAGUUUGUUGCUGAAAUGAGAAAAUGCUAUUUGCAAGACAAUAUGUCUGUACAUCUGUGUGCAUUGGCUCACCAUGCAAUAAUAUAUUGGUAAUGUUUAGAA
Molecule: messenger RNA, 760 nt
Organism: Asparagus officinalis (garden asparagus)
Lineage: Eukaryota; Viridiplantae; Streptophyta; Magnoliopsida; Asparagales; Asparagaceae
Product: 60S ribosomal protein L21-2
Exons: 2
Coding region: 63-521 (152 amino acids)
Biological process (GO): translation
Cellular component (GO): cytosolic large ribosomal subunit; ribosome
Molecular function (GO): structural constituent of ribosome
Source: RefSeq, a predicted model, not a curated record